UUACCUCACCAUAGAUCUAGCUCUCAAGUAUUCUCAACAGAAGCGGCUGUUAUGCUUUGAUUUGAUUUGAUUCAGAGAUGUCUCUGCCUUCAUUUGUUAUGGUUAUCUACUCUUCCUUCCACUUUCUGACCCUCUUUCUGAACAGAACUGCUCCAGGUCCAGUAGUGGGUUGGCCUCCAAUCCGUUCAUUCAGGAAGAACCUUGCAAAUAGCAGCAGCUCUUCAAAGCCACCUCCUCCUCCUCCUGAGCACCAUAGCAAGGUGGUGGUUGGUGGAAAAGGCAUGUUUGUCAAGAUCAACAUGGAUGGUGUUCCCAUUGGUAGAAAAGUUGACCUCAAUGCUUACGAUAGCUAUGAAAAUCUCUCCAAUGCUGUGGACCAACUCUUCAAAGGCCUUCUUGCUGCUCAAAGAGAUUCCUCUGGUGGUGGAGUUAACAAGCUACAAGAGGAAGAGAAAGUGAUAACAGGUUUAUUAGAUGGAAGUGGAGAGUAUACUCUUGUUUAUGAGGAUAAUGAAGGAGACAGGAUGCUUGUUGGGGAUGUGCCAUGGCACAUGUUCGUAUCAACAGUGAAGAGGCUGCGAGUCUUGAAGAGUUCUGAGCUUUCUGCCUUUACCCUUGGUGGUAAGCAAGACAAAGAUGCAACUUGACUACUGGGAAGUUGUUGAAGAAUAAUGAAUGAUCUAAUUUGACGUUUUGGAAUGAAAAGUAGUUGCUUAAUUACAUUACAUCAACUGAGUAAUGUUUAUGAAUGUGUCUAUCUGUUGAUUUCUAUGAAUAUUUGAAAUCGUUCUCUGGAUUGUAUAAAUAGGGAAACAAAAACAAAACUAAACGGAUGUGUAUGUGUACUCAUGAUUUUGUGUUGAGUAACAAUUAACUUCUUUUGCUUUC
Messenger RNA from Arachis duranensis, 888 nucleotides. Its product is annotated as auxin-responsive protein IAA26. NCBI's taxonomy places the organism in Eukaryota, Viridiplantae, Streptophyta, Magnoliopsida, Fabales, Fabaceae. Bases 78 to 647 code for a protein of 189 amino acids. The transcript has 4 exons. Gene Ontology annotation, biological process: regulation of DNA-templated transcription. The record is from RefSeq and is a predicted model, not a curated record. Gene Ontology annotation, molecular function: protein binding. Gene Ontology annotation, cellular component: nucleus.